Molecule: messenger RNA, 1812 nt
Organism: Metarhizium acridum CQMa 102
Lineage: Eukaryota; Fungi; Ascomycota; Sordariomycetes; Hypocreales; Clavicipitaceae
Source: RefSeq, a predicted model, not a curated record
AUGGGCAACACGCUCUCAUACAAUCUUCAACAGCACACCAUCGACCUCGGUACCCGCGGCAAGAUCACAGGUCUGCAGUACGACAACAAAGCCCGUCGCUAUGCCGCUGUGCCCUAUGCGCUGCCUCCAACAGGCGAACAUCGAUGGCGUAAACCUCGCCCUCUCCCGCCGUCAUUCACAUAUUCUCCUGCCUCCCAACCAUUCAACGCCACAGAGAUCCGCCCCCCUGCGGCCCAGGAAGACCGCGAAAUCGCCACGGGGCAAGUCAACUCUGCGAAUGACGGCGUAAAGGGCACAGAAGACUGCUUGUAUGUCAACAUUUGGACCCCUGUCCCUGCAGACGCAGCCGCGGCAACGAAAUGGCCAGUCAUGGUGUGGCUGCACGGCGGGUGGUUCCAGGUCGGCGACGCAUGCCACGAUGCAGGCAGCGAUCCGACAGAGCUGAUUUCCACGGGGGGCCUGAACGCGAUUGUCGGCACAGAAGACUGCUUGUAUGUCGACAUUGUGCCCCCUGUCCCUGCAGACGCAGCCGCGGCAACGAAAUGGCCAGUCAUGGUGUGGCUGCACGGCGGGUGGUUCCAGGUCGGCGACGCAUGCCACGAUGCAGGCAGCGAUCCGACAGAGCUGAUUUCCACGGGGGGCCUGAACGCGAUUGUCGUGGCAGUGAGCUACCGCCUCAAUGUAUUCGGCUUCCUGUCCUCGGGGGCCUUUUUGGAGGAGAGUGGCGGCGAGGUAGCCGGCAACUUUGGCCUAUGGGACCAAAGGCUCGCCCUGGAAUGGGUGCAUGAGAACAUUGCCGCGUUUGGGGGAGACGUGAACAAUGUAACGAUUGCGGGCCGGAGUGCGGGUGCAUACGGCGUUGAGGCGCAGAUUCUGCAUGACUUUCGACGGCACCAUGAUGAUUCAUGUGCGGGAAAGCUGUUCCACCGUGCGUGGAUGUCGUCGAACGCGAUUCCCGCGCAGCCAAAGACUGUCCAAGAGGCGCAAGCGCAGUUUGACGAAGUCUGUCGACACUUUGGUAUCUCACUUUCGUCGCCGCCGGCGCAGAAGCUCGCGCAGCUUCGGGGCAUAAGCGAAGCAGACCUCUUGCAAUGCAUCCGCCACUUGAAGAACCAUACCUUCCGCCCUGUGACGGACGACUUGUUCUUCCACGCCGACAUGGUUGAGUACAUACAGUCAGAGGCGUUCGCCAAGGCCUUUGAGUCGCGGGGGAUGAAGCUUCUCAUAGGGGAAGUUGCCAAUGAGGAGACGCUGUACGCGCAGUUCAAUGGGCCCACGGAACCUACUCUGGAGUCGCUGCGGCUCCAAGCGGCGAAUUACUACUCCCCUGCCGCGACUGCCAAGAUUCUAAGCCAGUAUUCGCUCCCAAAGACUGAUGACAUCGAGGAUUGGAAGGACGUGUUUGGUAGAAUCAUUGCGGAUGGACAAGUUAGAGCGUCGAGUAGGUAUUUGGUUGACGCGCUGAGCAGACAUGGUCUUACGACGAGGGAUAUUUGGCGGUAUCGAAUUGAUUAUAGAUUGAGCUUCAUCGACGAGACGGUUGCGCCGAUGGAGUACGGGGUUAGUCACGCCAUGGACGGGCCGUUGUGGAAUUAUUCUAUCAGUCAGCUUCCGACGGACGAGGAGCGCAAAAUGUUGGAUGCAUGGGUCAAGAUACUGGUUGCGUUUGUUGGUGGCGAUGAGGACUUUGACUUUGGCACAAGGACCAUCGACGAGGUCAAGGUCCUCACAAGUAAUAGGAAUAUUACGAUUGAGAAGGAUGUGAGAUAUAGCGAGCUUCGAGAGCUUGGUGCCACAUUCUCACAAAACUGA